Anolis sagrei ordinatus is the source of this 1797-nucleotide messenger RNA. Lineage: Eukaryota; Metazoa; Chordata; Lepidosauria; Squamata; Anolidae. The record is from RefSeq and is a predicted model, not a curated record.
GUACCAGCCCGGCCGCCAUUUUCCCGGAAGAAGUCUCUCUCCUUGGGCGCCUUCCUUCUCCUCUGAUCCGGGAAACGAGGAUUCUAUGGAGCCACCUCUUGGAUGCAGCAAUGAAAUCAAUCAUAUAGGAAGAAGAACUUCUCUCUAGGUGAGGGUCUUGCUGAAAUCUUGACCUCACAUACAGAUAAGGAAGGAAAAAAGAUGACUGAAGCUUCUGUAUUGCAAUCAAACACCCAUAUCAUGGCUGACAUGAAGGAGAAAGCAUUUAUAUGCCUGGAAUGUGGGAAAAGUUUCACUUGGAGUGGUGAUCUGAAGCGACAUCAAAGGACUCACACGGGGGAGAAACCCUAUACAUGCUUGGAGUGUGGAAAGAGCUUCACUCACAGUGGUAGUCUACGUUUACACGAAAGGACUCACACUGGGGAGAAACCCUAUACAUGCCCGGAGUGUGGAAAGAGCUUCACUCAUAGUUCAGCUCUAUGUUCACAUCAAAGGACUCACACUGGGGAGAAACCGUAUACAUGCCCGGAGUGUGGAAAGAGCUUUACUCAUACUACAGGUCUACGUUUACAUCUAAGGAUUCACACUGGGGAGAAACCGUAUACAUGUCCAGAGUGUGGCAAGAGCUUCGCUCAUAGUUCACAUCUAUAUAAACAUCAAAGGACUCACACAGGGGAGAAACCCUAUAACUGCCUGGAGUGUGGAAAGAGUUUCAAUGAGAGUGGAAGUCUACGUACACAUCAAAGGAUUCACACUGGGGAGAAACCCUUUACAUGCCUGGAGUGUGGGCAGAGCUUCACUGAUAGUUCAGGUCUACGUUCACACCAAAGCACUCACAGUGGGAACAAACCCUAUACAUGCCUGGAGUGUGGGCAGAGCUUCACUACAAAUGGAAAUCUACAUUCACAUCAAAGGAUUCACACUGGGGAGAAGCCCUAUACAUGCCUGGAGUGUGGGCAGAGCUUCACUAUGAGUGGAAGUCUACGUUCACAUCAAUGGAUUCACACUGGGGAGAAACCCUAUACAUGCCUGGAGUGUGGGCAGGGUUUCACUAGGAGUGGAAGUCUAUAUUCACAUCAAAGGAUUCACACUGAGGAGAAACCCUAUACAUGCCUAGAUUGCGGGCAGAGCUUCACAACGAGUGGCAGUCUACGUUCACAUCAAAGGAUUCACACUGGGGAGAAACCCUAUACAUGCCUGGAGUGUGGCCAGAGCUUCACUACGAGUGGAAGUCUAUGUUCACAUCAAAGGAUUCACACUGGGGAAAAACCCUAUACAUGCUUGGACUGUGGGCAGAGCUUCACUACGAGUGGAAGUCUACGUUCACAUCAAAGGAUUCACACUGGGGAAAAACCCUAUACAUGCCUGGAGUGUGGAAAGAGCUUCUCUGAGAUUACGGGUCUACGUUCACAUCAAAGGACUCACACUGGGGAGAAGCCCUAUAAAUGCUUGGAGUGUGGAAAGAGUUUCUCGGAGAGUACAGGUCUACGUUCACACCAAAGGACUCACACUAAAGAGAAACCAUAUACAUGCCUGGAGUGUAGAAAGAGCUUCACUCAGAUUGGAAGUCUACGUUCACAUCAAAGGAUUCACACUGGGGAGAAACCCUAUAAAUGCCUGGAGUGUGGAAAGAGCUUCACUCAGAGUGGAAAUCUACGUUCACACCAAAGGACUCACACUGAAGAGAAACCAUAUACAUGCCUGGAGUGUUGAAAGAGCUUCACUCAGAGUGGAAAUCUCCAUAGACAUCAAAGGAUUCACACUGGGGAGAAACCUUAUACAUGCUGUAUAAACCAA